AUGUCAAGCGGUGAACAACAGUUUCGCGAAUCACUGCGUUCUUUUCGUUGGGCUUCUAGCUCUAACAACGCUAAUAUUUCCACUAAUAAGUCUACACCCUUUUCUCGACUUGCUGAAAACACUUCAAAUUUCUUUGGAAGCAUUGAACAAGACGAUGAAUGGUUCACACUAACUAGAUGGCAGCGACUCGCUGGUUUUGGAAUAUUGUUUGCUUCUGGAGCGCUUUGCUUUCUUAUCGCUUUCGUGUCUUUGCCACUUUUGGCUAUAAAACCACGAAAAUUUGCAGUUACCUACACAAUGGGCAGCCUUUUAAUAUUAUCAAGGUUUACUACAUUUGAAGUUCUUCAAGUUUAUGAUUUCGCAUUACUUUAUGGACCAUUUGCUCAUCUUCGACAUAUGAUUUCUCGGGAACGUCUUCCUUUCACUGUUGCUUAUAUUGGCUCGAUGGCCGCGACUCUAUAUUUUGCAAUUGGGUUAAGAAGUACUAUUCUCACAAUCAUAUUCAGUAUCAUCCAAAUAAUUGCUCUCAUAUGGUAUACUGUUUCAUAUCUGCCCGGAGGAACUAGCACUUUACAAUUCGGUUCCCGUAUGGUUGCUAGACAAGCAUCUGACAUUUUUGCCGUUUAA
This is a messenger RNA of Dentiscutata heterogama, 627 nucleotides long. Lineage: Eukaryota; Fungi; Glomeromycota; Glomeromycetes; Diversisporales; Gigasporaceae. The record is from the annotation of a GenBank genome assembly.